AUAAACACUUCUCUCUCUCCCCCCAUCAUUGCCAGGCUGCUGAGAAGCACGCAGGAGGCACCUCACCAACUGCUACUGAAACGCAUAUGCAUAGCUACCUUGCCUGCUUUCUGACUACUGCUGCUUUCACCCCAUGUGUGAGGGCUGGAGUACACAAGAAGCUGGCUGCAUGCAGAGGAUAGAAUUGGUACCUUUAUGACCAAUUCUUUCUCCAUGGAUUUGAAGGACAGCACCAGUGAGGGAAGUCUAGGGAGCCUUCAGCCUUCCAGCCUCCAGAUUUUUGCUAAUACCUCAACCCUACAUGGAAUCCGCCAUAUCUUUGUUUAUGGACCUAUGACUGUGCGGAGGGCUCUAUGGGCUCUAGCAUUUGUAGCUUCCCUGGGCCUCCUCUUGGUAGAGAGCUCUGAGCGACUGAUUUACUACUUUUCUUAUCAGCAUAUCACCAAGGUGGAUGGGCUUGUUGCUAACAGCUUGGUCUUCCCAGCUGUCACCAUCUGCAACUUUAAUGGGUUCCGCUUCUCCCGUCUCACCACCAAUGAUCUGUACCAUGCUGGUGACCUUCUAGCUUUGCUGGAUGUGAAUUUACAAAUCCUUCAUCCCCAUCUUGCUGACCCAACAGUCUUGGCCAUACUGCAAGAGAAAACCAACUUUCAGCACCACCGAGCCAAGGUCUUCAGCAUGAGUGAGUUCCUAGGACGUGUGGGCCAUGACAUGAAGGAGAUGCUGUUGUACUGCAAGUUCCGGGGACAUGAGUGCAGCCACAAGAAUUUUACAACU
Molecule: messenger RNA, 777 nt
Organism: Thamnophis sirtalis
Lineage: Eukaryota; Metazoa; Chordata; Lepidosauria; Squamata; Natricidae
Source: RefSeq, a predicted model, not a curated record